AAAAACGAUUGUUCAAAAUUGGAUAAAAUUCGAUGGCCUAUAUAAACUGAUGGAUUGUUCCAAAAAAGUCACAGUCGUCUUGCAGCUCAUCAAGUAUCCAACCAACAACCAAGCCAACCAACUGUGACAAUGAAGGUCUUCGUCGCUCUUCUGUUCACGACUCUAGUCGCUGCCUCUCAAGCGUCCUAUCUGCCAUCGGCUUGGUCGUACGACAAUGGCUUGAACUCCUGGAACGGACACCUCGGCGGCUAUCCCUAUGCCAGUGGACUGUCCGCAGGUUGGCCAGCGACCUCUGUCUACGGUGGCCUGUACGGUGGACACAAGACUGUAGUCCAAGCCAACCUGGGCCAUAACGCCUAUCCUUAUGCUGGAGCCUGGUCCGGUGCCGGAUGGCCAACGACGUCCGUGUUCGGUAGUCUCUAUGGUGGGCUGUACGGAGGACACAAGACCGUGGUGCAGGCCAACCUUGGCCACGAGACCCCCUAUCCGUGGGGUCAGCCAUGGGGAACGUACGGAGCCGGUGUGUACGGAGGUGCUUGGGGACAUCACGGACUGGCCCAGACUGUGGUGCCAGUGUCGAAGCAGAUCGCGGCUACUCCAGGGUCGGUUCAUGUAGCCGCGGUCCCAGUUGGUGGUGAGAAGGUCGUUGUAGUUUAAUGCAGACGAUAAGAUGAAAAAUAAAGUGACUCAUACUUUUU
Messenger RNA from Culex pipiens pallens (northern house mosquito), 698 nucleotides. RefSeq lists its product as uncharacterized. NCBI's taxonomy places the organism in Eukaryota, Metazoa, Arthropoda, Insecta, Diptera, Culicidae. The transcript is spliced from 2 exons. The record is from RefSeq and is a predicted model, not a curated record. Bases 130 to 657 code for a protein of 175 amino acids.